Messenger RNA from Dipodomys ordii (Ord's kangaroo rat), 1667 nucleotides. RefSeq names its product aquaporin 4 (gene Aqp4). Bases 130 to 1104 code for a protein of 324 amino acids. Gene Ontology annotation, biological process: transmembrane transport. The record is from RefSeq and is a predicted model, not a curated record. NCBI's taxonomy places the organism in Eukaryota, Metazoa, Chordata, Mammalia, Rodentia, Heteromyidae. The transcript is spliced from 6 exons. Gene Ontology annotation, cellular component: basolateral plasma membrane; plasma membrane. Gene Ontology annotation, molecular function: water channel activity.
GCCACAUGGGGCAGAAUCUUUCCACCCCUACACUCCAAAAACCCAAUCAGACAAGUGGCCGUAAUCUGACUCCCAGCUCACUGGGAGCUGAGGGGCAGGCAAUGAGCACUGCACUAAGCCAGGGAAGGCAUGAGUGACAGACCUGCAGCAAGGCCGUGGGGUAAGUGCGGGUCUUUGUGCAGAAGAGAAGAAAUCAUGGUGGCUUUCAAAGGGGUCUGGACGCAAGCUUUCUGGAAGGCAGUCACGGCAGAAUUUCUGGCCAUGCUUAUUUUUGUUCUGCUCAGCCUGGGAUCCACCAUCAACUGGGGUGGAAAGGAAAAUCCCUUGCCUGUUGAUAUGGUUCUCAUCUCCCUUUGCUUUGGACUGAGCAUUGCCACCAUGGUGCAAUGCUUUGGGCAUAUCAGCGGUGGCCACAUCAACCCCGCGGUCACAGUGGCCAUGGUCUGCACCCGCAAGAUCAGCAUCGCCAAGUCUGUCUUCUACAUCGCCGCACAGUGCCUGGGGGCCAUCAUUGGAGCAGGAAUUCUGUACUUGGUCACACCUCCCAGUGUGGUGGGAGGACUGGGAGUCACCACGGUUCAUGGAAAUCUCACUGCUGGCCAUGGUCUCCUGGUGGAGUUGAUAAUCACAUUUCAGUUGGUGUUUACUAUUUUUGCCAGCUGUGAUUCCAAACGCACUGAUGUCACUGGUUCAAUAGCUUUAGCAAUUGGAUUUUCUGUUGCAAUUGGACAUUUAUUUGCAAUCAAUUAUACUGGUGCCAGUAUGAAUCCAGCCCGAUCCUUUGGACCUGCUGUUAUCAUGGGAAAUUGGGAAAACCACUGGAUAUAUUGGGUUGGACCAAUAAUAGGAGCCGUUCUCGCUGGUGGUCUUUAUGAAUAUGUCUUCUGUCCAGAUGUCGAACUCAAGCGUCGUUUUAAGGAAGCCUUCAGCAAAGCUGCCCAGCAAACAAAAGGAAGCUACAUGGAAGUGGAAGACAACAGGAGCCAGGUAGAGACUGAAGACUUAAUUCUGAAGCCUGGACUGGUGCAUGUGAUUGACAUUGACCGUGGAGAUGAGAAGAAGGGGAAAGACCCAUCGGGAGAGAUCGCCCAAACACAGCAUUAACUUUUGAAACCUGUAAUUCUCUGAAAUAAAUGGAGGACAUGUAACUCAAGGAUCAAAAACUGUGGCCACUCACUUUUGCAAAUGACUACCAAUAGCCUGUGAGAAUAACUAUCAUAUAAAUGUCAUAUAACUUGUGCAGUGAACAUUAAGUCAAAGUUAUGACUACCCAUUCAUGUUGAAAAUCAAAGAGCUAAAAAAUAUAUCUAAUUUACAUAACCCAUUGGAAUGUAUUUCUAGAAUCUUUUCAAGAUUAAUAAGUAAGUCUGGAUUUGAUUAGGAUAUAUAAACAAGCAUUGGUCACAUUUAUGACCCAAACCACAAUAAAACUGUAAUUUAUAGUUAAGUAGGAAGAAUAUACUCAUGGUAUUGUCAUGUUCACAUUUACUUAUUAACCAAAAUGUUAUUCCAAUACUAAAGCUAACAUUAGCGUAAUUUAAACUGUAAUGCCUAAUACUUGGAAUCAUUCAUUCAAGUUUCAGCAUUGUAGUUGAUUUCCAAAACUAUGUUGCAUCUUAUACUACUAAGAUUGUGCAAAUAAACAUUCAAACAUUUUAAAAGGUAAA